This is a messenger RNA of Danio aesculapii, 2491 nucleotides long. It is a transcript of the gene prdm8b, whose product is annotated as PR domain containing 8b. Gene Ontology annotation, molecular function: protein binding. Gene Ontology annotation, cellular component: nucleus. Gene Ontology annotation, biological process: regulation of DNA-templated transcription. The transcript has 4 exons. The record is from RefSeq and is a predicted model, not a curated record. NCBI's taxonomy places the organism in Eukaryota, Metazoa, Chordata, Actinopteri, Cypriniformes, Danionidae. The coding region runs from base 183 to 1895 and encodes 570 amino acids.
GUAUCGGCCCCAUCUGCACGCCUCUCCGCGCUCGCGAAUCAUAAGACGGUCGGCAACACUGUCACUUUCAACAGACGGGGAAAUGUACUGACUGCACGGACUUCCCUGGACGCGCUCAACACAUACUUGAAGAUAUACUGACAGCCAUUUCGGAACCUUGUGGAUUAUUUUACCCUAGCACCAUGCAGAUGAUGGAGGAAUCCUGUUCGCAGAGACUUGCCUGGGAUGGCGACGCAAAAGCGAUGCAGCAGUGUUUAACGGAUAUAUUUACCAGCGUCUACACCACCUGUGACAUUCCGGAAAAUGCCAUUUUUGGUCCAUGUGUUCUGAGUCACACUUCACUGUAUGACAGCAUCGCCUUUAUUGCGCUGAAGUCCACAGACAAACGAACUGCGCCUUACAUUUUCAGGGUGGACACAUCCGCUGCCAACAGCUCCUCAGAAGGCCUGAUGUGGCUCAGGCUGGUCCAGUCGGCCAGAGACAGAGAUGAACAGAACCUAGAGGCCUAUGUGAAGAACGGCCAGCUAUUCUACAGGUCGCUGAGGAGAAUAGAGAAAGAUGAAGAGCUGUUGGUGUGGUAUGGAAAGGAUCUCAUUGAGCUGCUUCUCUUAAGCUCCAGCAGGAAUCAAGUUAAAAGUAAAGGAACUUCACCCUUUUUGUGCCCAGACUGUAGCCAGCGUUUCCAGUUCGAAUUUCCCUUUUUGGCUCAUCUCAGAUUCCGCUGCACUAAGAGACUACAAGGCAUGUCCAGCCCAGUGGAAGAGGCCAAGGACGCCAGUGACCAGGCCAGUUUACCUCCUGCCAGAUCAAGUCCCAAACUGGGCAGGUCUGAUGGCUUCUCCAAUCCACAAGACGGAAAGCCAUCCACAGACUUUCAUAAUCUGGCCAGGGAUUUGGAGAAUAACCGAACCAGUCCGCCGAGUGACAAAGAGGCAGAGAUCCUGAGCGAAAGCUCUGGAAAGCGCAAGUUCUCUGACAUGGAGGACAGCAGGAACAGUGGAUUAUCUCAGCCUCCCAAGUCCAAAGAGGAGUUGGCCAACUCGGCACAGCAGUACCGUGGAGUGUACGGUCUGGAUGAGAGCAGGCGGGCUUUCUCUCCCUCUGUCUCAGAGACGACGGAAACCAAGAGGAGCGCCUUUACUGAGGUCAAGAAGUCAUCUCAGGGCUUGAAGCACAGCGGCAAAAACUCCAGCUUCAACUCGGAGAACAAGGAAGCCGGCCGGCCCAACAGCAACCCAGCUGAAAAGCACCUUAAUAUCAGACAGGUUCUCAGUGAGACUCAGCCCCCGCAGUCACGAAUGGAGACCUCGUCAAUUGGCAGCGCUUUUACAUCGGUGCCCCAGCAUAGUGGUGGAGGCUCGGAGAGAAAGAGUGCCUUUAGCCAGCCGUCUCGCACCUUCUCGCAGCUAUCACCUCUUGUCAUGGCACCCAAGCUCCUGCCGGCAGUAGACUGCCAUCCCACAGUGGGCGACACUGUCUCUUCCAGUAGACUCUACCAGGCAGACCACCUCGCUGCAAAGCUUCAAGGCUCAGAACUCGGCAGCAACUGCCCCGUGCCGAGCGGCAUUGCAAAACAGAGCCCUUUCCUUUACACCACAGCCUUCUGGCCCAAGACCUCAGGCCCAAUCCAGCUGCAGAUGCCCUCAGCUCUCACGCUCCUGCCCCCUUCGUUCACAUCCCUUUGUCUGCCCGCUCAGAACUGGUGUGCCAAAUGCAAUGCCUCCUUCCGCAUGACCUCUGACCUGGUCUACCACAUGCGCUCGCACCACAAAAAGGAGUUUGCCAUGGAACCUCUAGUUAAAAGAAGGAGAGAGGAAAAGUUAAAGUGUCCAAUCUGUAACGAGUCUUUCAGGGAGCGACACCACCUUUCCCGACACAUGACCUCUCACAACUGAGGAUUUAAUUUUUCUGUCUUUCUUUUUUUCUUGCAAUUUUUUUUUUAUCAAAAGGGAAUAUGUUUAAUCUGGAGGAGUAAUGCCAACACAUAUGCUCUCGUUUUCAAAAGACAUUACUGAUUAAAUGGUUUCUUUCAAAUGUCAUGUUUUUCUUUGUGUGAGUGUGCGUGUGUGUGUGUGUGUGUGUGUGUGUGUGUGUGUGUGUGUGCAAAGAUGCAUUUAAAAACCUAAAAUCUAUUUAUUAUAUGAAGCACUUAUUAUUUGAAAAAAGGGACAAUAAUAAUGUAAGUGUACUUUGAAUUUUGUAAAAAUUAAUGUAUAAUGUACAUAAAACAAUUAAAAUGCAGAUCAUUUCAUUGAGAGUUUCAAUGACAUGUUUUGUCUAUAUGCAUAAGGAUAUUGAGCAAUGGGGACAUGAUGUUGAAGUGUAUUUAAGAGUGCAUGUAAAUUAUAGUUAUUGGUAUAAGAUGCAGUCUAUUCAAAACAAUGUAAAUACUUGUUUUGUUUGAAUACAAAGUGUCAUAUUUUGUGUCUGUGAGGAAUAGAUUCAGUGUUUCUUCCUUUUGCUGAAAUUUACUAUUUGAUAGUUUAUCUAA